AAAAAAAAGUGAAGAGAAAGGGGGAAAAAGAGCGGGACAGAAAGACAUAGGGUUGACGAACCCGUUACGCCGGGCUGCACGGCUCAGAUGGCACGCCUGUUCACCUGCCAAUUGUCACACGCUCGUUCCGUAAAGAAGAUCAGUCAAUAUUAUCUAGAUAUUGCGUGGAUAGCUCUCUUCCCACCCACCGUCUGAAUACCGUCUGAACGAAAUACGGAGUAGUGUGUGAUACCCUGCUUGUGCCAUCGUUGAGAUGUCGAGAGAUCAUAGACCACCAUUGAGGUUACAUAUGAUAUUUUGUCUUCGUACUAGUUUUUUCUCUCUUUUUCCUUUUUUUUCCUUCUCUCAACAGGCCCCACCACAUCCUAGCAGACAGCCAGCCACACUCUGUCAAAAAUACCUGCCUUAUUUCAUUCCAGAGCGUCCUCCAUACCACAAACUCAAUAACUAACUACAGGGGGACAUUCUCAGGACUCUGGGCUUUAAUUACCUUAUACUUCUCCCUCAAAGCCCAGAUCAACCUAAGUUACUAGUCUUAUCUUCUCUCUGCCGACUAACUACACAUCAUAAUAUUCAGAACUUAUGUCUCGCAGAGAUAUCAGGUUGAUAAUACUCCCUUUUGCUGUUGUCUUUUUUUUAAAAAAAAAACGAUACCCAGCGAGCACUACAUGAUUACCUGGUACAAAAACGGUUCUGCUAACCCCUUUAGUACCCCUAGCCCUGUGACCUCCUACAAUAGGAUAGGAGGAGCCCCUUAAAUAGGGCGUCCCAAACCCGAAUAAUGCGCCCUUUAAGUGCCUUUUCUUCGCUGACUCCGAUGAUGAUGGGUUAUUUUAGCUAUAUUUUCUACUGGAUAUCCUUUUAUACAGGAUUCUUGCUGUCUGGCAUCCUCGUAUCGAUACGGCACUAUUAAACAGGUCAGGCCCAGACGGACGAAAUAUACAUACAGUAAGUUGGUAGGCCAGUCUGGUUUGAGAUGCAUUUCUACGCUUUGUUGGGGUUUUCUAGACCGGCUUGAGAGUUCUCCUUCCAGCCUGCAACUCUGUCUCUCUUUGAAAGUGGUUUUUAUACGUUCAAAUUUGCAGCCGGAUGUUCAAUACAGUUGAGCCAUAUUAUUGCCGGUCCGCUUAACCUGAAUAUACAGGACGGGGACCAGUGAAUGUCACCACCGGUCAUGUUACGAGGGAGCCUCGGGGUAGGUCAUCAGCAAGACACCACUUCGUGCAGUUGUACGGCUCGCCAAUCUCUUGGUAGGAGGAAAAUCGCGUUAUGGGUAACAUAUGGUUGCCUUGGAAUGACAGGCGGAACCCGGACAAGAAUCCAAUUGGAAGACCGGGCUAUGAUUCCUCUCACAGCCGAAGAGGACAUGGUUGAACAAACACCAAUCCUAGUCUGUUACAGCCCUCCAUUCCCUCCUUCGCUUCAUAUCUCGUGCGCACACGCCGACAAGCCCUGGCCUCCGGGCAUGCAGAUCUCCACCCCUUGCCUUUUGGUUGGUGCAUUGAAUGCAUGUAUAUCAUGCUAUCCUCAUUCCUAACCCUCCACAUACGUAGAUAUCAGUGUUCGCUGGAUCUUCGUUGUCGAUUCGCCAGCCCGCACGCAUAUAUAUUGCUCCAAAGAGCGUUCAACGUCCACCAAUGGCAAAGCUGUGUAACCCGAUGCUGGACGCCUCUGCAAGACUCGUGAUAUCGGAGGCCACUCUCCUGCACAUUUAAGUCUGUUUCGCCGGUAUCCAUACCUGACUGUGGAUAUUUAUUUCCGUCCAGGAUCUGGAUUGCUCUCUCCCUGGUUCAGGCCAGAUACCAACAGUGUCAUUCACCACGACAUCUAGAACUCUUUCUACCCAUCAUUAUCCCGUUCUUCCACGCACGUUUGUUUUGGGAAGGUUCGUCAACCUCAGCUUUCAAAUUUUAAAUAGCCUGAGGACCACCAGGGGGCUGCCACAGUCACGCCAGGAACGUGACAUGUCGCGAAGCGAGAAAUUGAGUACAAAGCUAGUAUCAUGUAGGAAUUUGAAUGCCUUACUUGACACGGUAAUUUUAAUCGGAGGUGAUUUCGUGAUUAUUUGAGCUGAGGUAACCUUGGCGGUUAAAUACAACCCCGGGCCUAAUUGAGACAGAAGACGUAAUUCUGUAUCUCAGUCUUCUGCUCCUUUUUUUUAUGUUCUGUGCCUACCUACCUCCUCUUUUGGUAGAAAUUGCCCCAGCAUAUGCUUUAUGAGGUGGAUAGUAUGCUUCCAUGAAAACUUUCCAGGCAGCACUUUUUUGUCGAUAAAAGCCAAUAACUGGCGUUGCUUUUCGACUGGCAUGAAUCAUAAGGUGGAUUCAGACUGUCACGUCCUAUAUUUUACGACAUGUGCACAACUUAUUCCCGUCAAAGGAGAAAAUUUCUUGCUCUUCCUUGAACGUUGUCUAGGCAUCAACAACCGCCUGUUCAGCCUACUCCGUACCAUUGACGAUAUUGAUGCCGAAGCGAUCCUCAUUCAAUGGUUUCCGACACCAAUGAAAUAAGAGACGCCACAAAAAAUCAGUUUAACACUAAGCAGCCACUCGACUUCUAGACGAACUUAGCGCCAACCUUCGAUCAGUUUCCCGUCGAUCUGUGCGCUUCUGUGUUCUGAUUCUGCAAUUGGAAUCCACUGAUUUGCCCUUAAAAUGCCACGAAAACUGGAUAAUCGACCUAGACUCGAUCGUUUACAGGCAAUGCUCUCUACAUGCCAACUUCCAGAGCCAGACAUCAGGCAUCAAGCAAUGCGCCCCCUGUGAUACCUCAUUCUUUCUGUUUCUCCAUUUAGUUACAACCUCUAGCGUCCAGGUUCCGUCACAAUAUUGUGCUGGGAUCAGCUUUACAAACGGCAACUGGAACCUAUACAAACUACGUCGGAUACUUGCUUUUGAGUAGUGGCAUUUCCUCUAUAAAUUGCGUGCAGUCGUUCGAUUAAACACUUGCGGGCUCUCAAACUUUAAUAUGUUCUGAUUGACCCACACGGUUC
Trichophyton rubrum CBS 118892 is the source of this 2992-nucleotide messenger RNA. RefSeq lists its product as uncharacterized. Lineage: Eukaryota; Fungi; Ascomycota; Eurotiomycetes; Onygenales; Arthrodermataceae. The record is from RefSeq and is a predicted model, not a curated record. The transcript has 2 exons. Bases 1160 to 1537 code for a protein of 125 amino acids.